This is a messenger RNA of Cuscuta epithymum, 2091 nucleotides long. The record is from the annotation of a GenBank genome assembly. NCBI's taxonomy places the organism in Eukaryota, Viridiplantae, Streptophyta, Magnoliopsida, Solanales, Convolvulaceae.
UUUUGAAGGGCUUUGUUUAUUCUCCACGGCAGAGGACGCUGGCUAGGCUGGUUUUAACUUUUAACGAUUCAAUUCGAGAAACCCUAUUUCAUCUUUCUCCCCACAUCUCAGAUUUCGAACUAACAUCCGGAGACAUUAUCACUUUCAGUAGCACCUCGAUUUCUCAGAUUUAGCCGGAGAACCGAAGAUGACUAUUGAAGACGUUGAGAUGAAAGAGCAGCAACCGGCCCUUUCGAACUCCGUGCCCACCGCUGCCCCCUCUGUUUUUCAAAAUCUGAAGGACAUCGCUUCACUUAUUGAGACUGGAGCAUAUUCUCGCGAGGUAAGGAGGAUUUCUAGGGCGGUGAGGUCAACCAUGGCAUUGAGGGAGAAGCUUAAGGCUUCUACACUGUCUUCUUUCCUCAAUUUUAUACUUGCACCUGAAUCCGAUGUGCAUACGCGCCUAUCUUCCUACCUGCCCAAGGAGGAGGAGCAAGAUAUGGAAGUUGAUACUGCAACUUCAGCAACUCAAACCCCUGCAAAACACACUGUGCCAGAACUUGAGAUAUAUUGUUACUUACUGGUUGUUAUCUUUCUUAUUGAUCAAAAGAAGUACAAUGAGGCUAAGUCUUGUUCUUCAGCAAGCAUUGCUCGCCUAAAAACUUUGAACAGGAGGACAGUUGAUGUUCUAGCUUCUAGGCUCUACUACUACUACUCUUUGAGCUAUGAACUUACCGGUGAUCUUGCUGAGAUUAGAGGUGAUCUCCUUUCUUUGCACCGGAUUGCAACAUUGCGCCAUGAUGAGCUGGGCCAGGAAACAAUCCUUAACCUGUUACUUAGGAACUACCUGCACUACAACCUGUAUGAUCAAGCAGAGAAGUUUAGAUCGAAAGCACCUCGGUUUGAGGCUCAUUCAAAUCAGCAGUUUUGUCGGUAUCUUUUCUAUCUUGGAAAGAUCAGAACUAUUCAGUUGGAAUACACUGAUGCUAAAGAGUCUCUCCUUCAAGCAGCUCGCAAAGCCCCCAUGGCAGCCCUUGGUUUCAGAGUUCAAUGCAACAAGUGGGCUGUUAUCGUGCGCUUAUUGCUCGGGGAGAUCCCUGAAAGGACUGUUUUCAUGCAGAAAGGAAUGGAGAAAGCUUUGAGGCCAUACUUUGAGUUAACUAAUGCUGUCCGCAUUGGAGAUUUGGAGUUGUUUAGGUCAGUAGCUGAGAAGUUCUCAUCCACUUUUAGCAUGGACAGGACCAACAAUCUGAUUGUCAGGCUCCGACACAAUGUCAUUCGUACAGGGUUACGCAACAUCAGCAUUGCGUACUCGAGAAUCUCAUUAGCUGACGUGGCAAAGAAGCUAAGGUUGGAUUCUGCAAACCCUAUCGCUGAUGCGGAGUGCAUAGUGGCCAAAGCUAUUCGCGACGGGGCGAUAGAUGCCACAUUGGAUCACACUAAUGGGUAUAUGGUGUCCAAGGAGACAGGGGAUGUAUACUCCACGAAUGAGCCUCAGAUGGCUUUCAACUCCAGAAUUUCGUUCUGUCUUAACAUGCACAAUGAGGCAGUUCGUGCCCUUCGGUUCCCUCCUAAUUCCCACAAGGAGAAAGAGAGUGCGGAGAAAAGGAGAGAGAGACAGCAGCAAGAACAAGAACUUGCCAAGCACAUUGCUGAGGAGGAUGAUGAUGACUUUUGAAGAAGAGAGUUUGCUUGACUGCUUCUUUAGUGUACCAACACCUGCAAUGUGUCUGCAUCUUUUUCUAUUAUUUCAUCGUCAUACAUAUCCCUAUAUCAACAUCAGACUAAGAAGGGUGGUCUUUGCUUGUGUAUUGAAGUGUUACUUGUCGCACUAAGAAUUGAUUCUUUUGAUUUUUCUUUGCUUAUCUUUUACUGCGUAACCAGUCAUAUUGGUUUUAUUUUUGCAAAUCUUGGACAAAUACCGGGCCUGCACUUUUUGCCCUUAGAUUUUUACCGUUAUUUUGCUUUUGGGCUGUUUUUCAGGCUCAGACCAAACUUAAAUAGAACAGAUCAGACUGUUUAUUUAAAUAGAUUAUGUCACUCCUUCCGUGCCUUGAAGCUUUGCCAAGUUUGACCGGCACGAGGAUUAAUAAAGUAAAAAUAUUGUGGUUG